Strongylus vulgaris is the source of this 321-nucleotide messenger RNA. The record is from the annotation of a GenBank genome assembly. Lineage: Eukaryota; Metazoa; Nematoda; Chromadorea; Rhabditida; Strongylidae.
CUGCCCCUUUCAGGCACAGUAUCGGAACUAGUUUUUGAUUCUGUUUCUGCUUUACACGAAGUGGUGGCUUCCGGCACUCCCUGUCCUUGCCCAAGUGUAGCACCGGACAAAUGGAAUGAUCAGGUUAUGCUUACAUCACAAAAUUUGCAAGCAUCUCGCAUUCUUCUUAGCUCCAUUUGUGCUCAUGCAACUAUGAUGGAUGAACUUUGGUAUUUAUGUAUGCUGACUUGUCAACACGUUGCAUGGCUGCUUGGGAUACGCCCAACAUCCAAUGGUAUUUUUACCAGGGAAAAACCAGAAAUUGAUCAGCAAAGUACGUGA